Molecule: messenger RNA, 1790 nt
Organism: Penaeus monodon (black tiger shrimp)
Lineage: Eukaryota; Metazoa; Arthropoda; Malacostraca; Decapoda; Penaeidae
Exons: 11
Coding region: 290-1708 (472 amino acids)
Molecular function (GO): oxidoreductase activity, acting on a sulfur group of donors, disulfide as acceptor
Source: RefSeq, a predicted model, not a curated record
AUCCACCACACGUCACAGCGCAUCUGGGCUUGGGCUCCGGUACCCCUUCCCCCCCGCGUCUCCCUCAGCCUCUCCCUCCCCCGAACUGCGGUCACAGUUCCCCGCCCGUGGACACCUCACUCUCGCUCCGCCCGCCCUUCCGCCCACACCACGAGGGUCGACGAGGGAACGCCGCCACUUGUUGACUCGCGAUUAGCUGCCCUGAGUUGACCCGAUUGUCUUCCGGUCAAGCUCUCUCGCGCGAGGUGACCCGACUGCCUUCCGGUCAAGCUCUUCCUGCCGGAGAAUCAUGCUGAGCAAAUUCCUGGCUCUGCUGGCGUGGGCGGGGCUCUACAGGGUGGGCCUCGAGAUCCUCAAUGCCGGGGCUCCUCUCCCCAGGGGCUCCGUCUCGCCUCCUGACGCCGUUGAUUUGACUUCAAGGCUUAUGCAACAGCUCGUGGACGGCUGGGUGAGCCAGGACGGGCGGCAAGUGGCGUACGCGGCCCUUGAGCAAAGUCCCUUCUACACGAGAGACUUUCAGGAGUUUCGCUCCCUCCUGAAGGCGAUGGACCCGGCCCGGAUGCAGGAGGUGGAGAGGAAGACAUUUUUCAUCAACCUAUACAACCUGCUGACCAUCGACGCCAUCCUCAGCAUGGACUCUCUCCCUCGAAGUACCCUCAGCGUGACGCAGUUCUGGCGACGUUACGGCUACCAGGUGGGGCCCUACACGCUCCAUCUGGACGACAUCGAACACGGCAUUCUAAGAGGGAACCGAGCUCACCCAACCUCUGGCGAUGUCAUGUUUGCCUCAGACGAUCCUCGCCGGGUCCUCACGCUUCCAGCUGAUCACCGCAUCCACUCCGUCCUCAACUGUGGCGCUGCGAGCUGCCCGCCCCUGGCCUCGUAUUUCGCCUCCGACCUGGACCGAAAGCUGGACACAUCCAUGGCCAACCUGUGCCGGGAUGGUGUCACGUCUAUCAAUAAGUCAACCAUCAUCAUCAACUCCAUCUUCGAGUGGUUCAGGAGCGACUUUGGUGCCACGGAACAAGAUGCUCUCAGAUUCCUAGCGACCUGCUCCGAAGACCCGGCCAGGAGCAGCGCCCUCAAUGCUGCUGCAGAUGGGAGGCGCCGCUACACCUACUACUACGACUGGUCUCUUAAUAAUGGGACCGUUGCGAACCGCGUGAAGGUGAGCGUGUACUUCGAGUCCCUGUGUUCUGACUCAAUCAAAUUCUUCAAGAACCAGCUCUAUCCUGUGUGGCAAGACCUUCAGGACAUCAUGGACCUUGAGUUCAUCCCCUUUGGCAAGGCCAGGGCAACUCCGACAGAAACGGGCGACUAUGAAUUCCAGUGCCAGCACGGACCCGACGAGUGUUACGGGAACCGCGUUAUGUCCUGCGCCCAGAACUCCCUCCCUAUUGGCACCCAGGUCGAAUUCUUUCAGUGUAUGAUGACCAAGCGGUACCCGGCGUUCUUUGGGAAGCAGUGCAGCGAGGAAGUGGGCAUCGCUUGGGCGCCCCUCCAGGAGUGCGCAAAGAGCGUGAGAGGCGCCGUCAUGCUCUACCAGAACGGCGUCCGCACUGCCUCGCUCAAGCCUCAGGUGCACUUCAUUCCGACCAUCACGAUCAACGGGAGGUAUGACAACCGCCGGCUGCGCGUUUCCCUCAUGGCUUUGAGGAGUCAGAUUUGCGCCAGUUAUGACGGACCGCCACAUCAGAACUGUUUGUAGAUGACUGACCUUAUCCUUCAGGUGCCGUAAGGACCGUCACCUCGUUUCCCUGGGAUAAUGUGCAGUGUAAGUGUGAUUCCUU